AUGCCUAACGACGGCAGCAAUCUGACUGUGAAGGGGCAGUUCAGCCAACUGCUUCGCCAGUACGAGGGGGGAGUCCUGCGCGGCAUGCCGGCUGAGGAAACGGACGCGCUCGCCCGCACUCUCAUCCCGCAGUUCGAGCUGCUUUGGCGCCAGAUGGCGGUGGUGGGCAUCAUGUCCCCCAACGAGCACCUGGAUGAGCUCUCCACGAACUCGCUGGAGCUCCUGUGGACCCCGUACAUCAUCGCGGACCUGUACCAGCGUGUUCAGGGACCCAUGCCAACGCCCGGGGUAGUGUCGUCGUCGGCGCUGGCGCCAAGCAGCGCGACGGGCAUGACUCGCGAGGAGGCUCUCACCGCCUCCAAGCGGUGGUGCGACGUGUUUUUUCAGUGGAUGCUGGACUACGAGCUCGUGGAUGAGCAGACGCUGGAGAAGUACCGCAGUCUAAGUUCGGAACAGCGCACGCAACGGCUUGAGCUUUCCCGCAAGCGGCGGGAGCUGGAGGAGGAGAAACACCGUUAUGAAGAACAGGUGCAGUACCUGUUGGCCAAGCGCAAGCACAUGGGGGCACUGAUGGAGGCGGAUGACGAUGAGUUUGAGGACACCAACUGUGAUGAGGAGGAGGCUCUCCGCAAUCGUGCGCUGUCGCGCCUGCGAUGGUCCAUCUACGAGUGCUGCAGCAGCUGGCAGCUGUCAUCGCGGGAGCUAGAGAUGCUCCAGGCGCUCUCUCCCGAGCAGCGGCAGGCCAUUUCCAUUGAACACCAAAAUACACUUGAAGCGGUGCAGCGUGGCGAGAAGUCGCUGGGACGCCACACGUAUACGAUUCUUCCCGGUGGCCUCAUCACCCCUGGUGGGCCGAUCCCCACCGCACAGCUCAGCAGCGUCGCUAUGAGCGCCAUUGCCAGUCAGCAGGACUUCAGACAGAGGGUGGUGGAUGAAUUGAUGCUUGAACGGAAUGCCCCGACGAUGACGCUUCAGGAGUUUGCAGAGGCAGAGAUGGCAGAUGUGCAGCGGCGGAUGGAUGCCAGUGCGGCGGCACAGCGGCAACAGGCGGAGGAGGACGAGCGACUGGGCCCUGAGGGCGUGGAGGAGCGGCAGCGCCAGCGUGACAUUCGACUGUCUGAGUGGAAGGAAGAACACCCGCCUAUUGGGCAAACGGCGAGGGGGAACUACGCAUGA
Messenger RNA from Trypanosoma rangeli, 1176 nucleotides. RefSeq lists its product as uncharacterized. Lineage: Eukaryota; Euglenozoa; Kinetoplastea; Trypanosomatida; Trypanosomatidae. Gene Ontology annotation, cellular component: cytosol. Gene Ontology annotation, biological process: regulation of signal transduction; regulation of dephosphorylation. Gene Ontology annotation, molecular function: protein phosphatase 2A binding. The coding region runs from base 1 to 1176 and encodes 391 amino acids. The transcript has a single exon. The record is from RefSeq and is a predicted model, not a curated record.